AGCGGAUGGAUGAAGAGCGCUGUGUUCUGGAAGAGGCAACAUUGUAACACUGAGGUUCGAAAAAUAAAUAAACAAUAGAACUAAACAAAAUAACACACCGCCUGGGUUCCAACUGGAAUGUUUGCUUCAACGUGUCCUCAAAAGGACCUGUUCAUCCGCACCUGGUGUCUUCUGCUUAAACGGUGUAGCGGUCUCCAUGGCGACGAGCGCUGUGCCCGGGGACAACCUGCCCACUUAUAAGCUGGUGGUGGUGGGUGACGGCGGCGUGGGCAAGAGCGCCCUCACCAUUCAGUUCUUUCAGAAGAUCUUCGUGCCUGAUUACGACCCGACCAUCGAGGACUCCUACCUCAAACACACAGAGAUCGACGGACAGUGGGCAAUACUGGACGUACUAGACACGGCAGGUCAGGAGGAGUUCAGUGCCAUGAGGGAGCAGUACAUGAGGACUGGAGAUGGCUUCCUCAUAGUGUUUUCAGUGACCGACAAGGCCAGCUUUGAGCAUGUGGACCGUUUCCAUCAACUCAUCCUGAGAGUGAAGGACAGGGAGUCCUUUCCGAUGGUCCUCGUUGCCAAUAAAGUCGACUUGGUGCAUUUGCGCAAAAUCACAAGCGACCAGGGGAAGGAGAUGGCCAUGAAACACAGCAAUGCAUGUUUGCCUUGUCUAGAUCACAUACAUCGAAACGAGCGCGAAGGAUCCACCCAUGAACGUCGAUAAAGCGUUCCACGAGCUCGUGAGAGUGAUUCGGCAGCAGGUUCCUGAGAGGGCGCAGAAGAAGAAGAAAACCAAAUGGCGAGCAGACAGGCCAUCCGGAACAGCCAGGCUUCACUGUGUCCUACUAUGACUGUUUGUUUCUCUCUGGGCAUGUCAACCACGCGAUGAUGGCUUGGACUGUUAACACACACACCACAGAGCUCCUUAAAAUGUAAUACUACUGCACACAGUGUUUUCACUUCAAUCCAGCCAAUUCAGGAGACAAAUCUUGCCAUGCAGUGUUAUUAAGGUGAACGGAGGAGGAUUAGAGCCACCAUUAAAAAAAUAUUGGGUUCUGACUUUUUUUUUUUUUUUUAAAUAAGAGUUUAAUCUCAUAAUUUUAAUAAAAAAGAUUUUGUCAUUAACUUCAAAAAUUCUGGCUUUAGUCUCAGAAUUUUGACUUUAAUCUCAGCAUUAUGACAUUAAUCUGAAUAUCAGAAGUCUGUUGUUGAUCUCAAAAUUCUGAUGUUAAUAAAAAAAAAUUGUUAAUCUUAAAAAUAUGACUUUAAUAAAAAAAAAAUCAGAAAUGUUACUUUAAUCCUAGCAUUCUGACGUUCAUCUGAAAAUCCUGACUUUAAUGUCCGAAUUCUGACUUUAACAUCGGAUUUCAGACAUUAAUGUCAAAAUUCCGACUUUAGUCUAAGAAGGUUUUAUCUGGGAUUGAAGUCAGAAUUGUCUAAAGUCAGAACUGGCGCUAAUCCUCUUCUUUAAAGGUGUGUUAUUUACCACGUGUAAUAGAAAUCCAUUAGUCCAUUUUUUAAACCCAAUUACCUAAACCUGUUCUUGUACUCCCUGGAAGGUGAACAAGUCCAGGAACCGAGCGCUGUUUCACUCAGAGAACAAUUCAAAGACGUCCCUAACGAGGCCUUGUUUUUGUACACGUUUCUAUCCUUUGCGUUCGUCCUAUUAUUGUAAAAAUAAUCCUUUAACAGCACAAGGAUUUUUUAGCUAGAGGGUCAGAUUUUUUUUUUUUUUUACUGCUUCAUGAGGAAACAAAGGACCAUCAAGGGCAAGAGAUGGUGGAUAUGAUUUUAUAAAUACUAAGCUAGACUAAACCAUCAAUUCUGUAAGUGCCACUGAAUGCAGAAGCCAUCGCUUAAGCCAACUUGCUAAUUUUACACCAAAACACACUAAUCAUAUUGCUGCUAGUGUUUAUGGAUCUGUAAAUGCAGUUAAUAAAGCUAUGUGCAUGAUUAGGGAGCAUACGAAGAGUAAGAGUAUGGGGUGAUUAGCAUGUAGGUAGUUAGCAUAGCUGCCUCACGGCUCCGGGGUUUCAAUUGUGAGCUCAUGUUACUACUGUACUUGUUUGGAGUUUUACACAGGGACGGAUUAUGGGUUGUGUGGGCCCCUGGGCAAAACGUUCCAAGGGCCCCCCCCCCCAAAAAAAAUACCAGCAUUGUCUGGGACGUAGCAUUGCUACGUCAUCAUGCCACUUGUGGGUCCAAACUAGUGCGGCGUACGCGUACCGUGUUGUAAAAGCAGAAUGAUGUUGACCAAACUAUCUUUUGCCGCUUUUUACCUCGGAAAAAGUGAAAAGAAAGUGGCUUAAGUUGAUACACUAAGUUGAAUCUCAAAUUAUAAUCAGUACAGCCUGGUACAGUACCUCACGUUAAUGUUAGCACCAGGUUAUCCAUCCCUGUUUAUAGAGACAGGUAGCAACGUAGCACAACCAGAUCGUACCAUAACAAACAUUAUUUGUUUGAAUUAUCUAGAAUGUGCUAGUUCGAAAUAGAAAUGGAAAUGUCUAUAAAAGUCAACCAUUCAAGGGCCCUUGGCAGCCAAAAGCCCUCCCUAUAGGGUCAGGGGCCCUUGUAGGCAGAGGAUCAAAGAAUGUAGGCCCUCUAAAAUAGACAAACGAAAAUACAUUGUUGAUAAGCGUUGCAAAUUGUUUUGGGCAAGGGGCCCCACGGCCCUCCUGCCCCCAAGGGCCCCUGGGCAGUGGCCCCGCUGGCCCGGUCCGUAAUCCGUCCCUGGUUUUACAUGUUUCCCCCAGAGAGUUCUUUGGGGUUUACUCCCACUGUCCAUAAACGGGCAUGUAGGCAGGUCGGGAUGAUGAAUAGGCCCUAGGCGUGAGUUUGAGUGUUUAGGAUUGAAGAGUGUGGUGCCAGUUUUGCUCCAUCACCGGAUUCGGUUGUUACAUUAGAUUACAGAGAUGGGGGUUCGAUCGCAAAACUAUGUUACAAAACCGACUCUUUAAAGACAUUAGAUUUGUUUUAGGCUUAUUGGCUUAAAACCGACAGUAUACAGCAUGUUUACUCAUUUCUUAAUGUAAUAUCACUUGUCUCUCAGAAGAA
Messenger RNA from Clarias gariepinus (North African catfish), 3045 nucleotides. RefSeq names its product muscle RAS oncogene homolog b (gene mrasb). Gene Ontology annotation, biological process: signal transduction. Gene Ontology annotation, cellular component: plasma membrane. Lineage: Eukaryota; Metazoa; Chordata; Actinopteri; Siluriformes; Clariidae. The coding region runs from base 197 to 715 and encodes 172 amino acids. The record is from RefSeq and is a predicted model, not a curated record. Gene Ontology annotation, molecular function: GDP binding; GTPase activity; GTP binding. The transcript is spliced from 6 exons.